UACACUGAAAGGUCCGGUGACGGCGGGUCCGAGGUGCUCAGGGUUUUAGGCAUAGAGCCCCCUGGCUGACGUUUCUGGGUGAAUUAUAACUAAGGACAACUGAAGUACAUAAAAGUGAAGAAUGUUGGGGAAGAUUACAACAGAUCCACCUUACCUUACAAUCGAUAAUUUCGAGGACUGUCUGGCUUCUGAUGAUCUUCUGGUGCACUUCUUUAAUGACUUCCUCAGCCUACCUUCGUUCCCUGAGUGUGUUCAGUACAACCAGGAGACGGGUGUGUUUGAGGUGGUCAGUGGUUCAGCGGAGGCUCUGUCUAGGAGGAUCAGGUCAGCCCUGCAGCACUUUCAAUCACAACGUCUCACUGACCCGACAGAGCUGGCUGCUAGACCCGUGGUGGACAACCACUACACUGUCCUGUGCUUGGACAGAGUACAGGGAGUGAAGUGGAUCCUACAAGAAAGACUAUCCUUGUUUAUUCAAAGUGACUGCUACUUCGAGUACAGGUUAGCGAAGCUGUUUUCUCAGUGGGGCCCUCGGGGCUGCAACCAGAAGAGGGAUGGUGCCUCAGUCCCACACCCUGUCACCACAGAGCCCGUCUGUCCUUCCCCUGGGCCUGAUGACAGAGAGACCCUGAUGAAGGUCCUCUAUGUGUCACUGGGGCAGGCCUCAGUAACAGACAUGUUGACAAUGGCUAAGGACGAGGACAAGCAGCUGCCUGUCUGUACCCGGUCUGUGAGAAGCCCAGUGUGCUCCCUGGGCCGGGAGGGACAGAGGGGUCCGUCCUCAGCCUGCUUCUCCUGCAUCCCCGACUCAGAGUCCUACGCCCUCUCCUCCUCACUCCUCGUCUCCUUUCCUCUCUCCUCUUCACUUCUAGACUGGGACAGGAGACGGGGAGACCACAGCCCAGAGCAGGAGAUGAAAGUCUACCUCACAGAGACAGAGACAGAGGCAAAGACAGAGAUAGAGGCAGGAACUACAGAUGAGGGUAAUGGGGACCCCAAGCCCCAGAGUCCCUCCUGUUCUACCACUGAUGAGGAGACAGGUGGUCCCCACACAGAGAGCCCCUGUGAGGGAGGUCCAGGGUCCCAGGUUCAUGUUGUGUUCCAGGGGUCCCAGGUUCAUGUUGUGUUCCAGGGGUCCCAGGUUCAUGUUGUGUUCCAGGGGUCCCAGGUUCAUGUUCUGGUUGUGUUCCAGGGGUCCCAGGUUCAUGUUGUGUUCCAGGGGUCCCAGGUUCAUGUUGUGUUCCAGGGGUCCCAGGUUCAUGUUGUGUUCCAGGGGUCCCAGGUUCAUGUUGUGUUCCAGGGGUCCCAGGUUCAUGUUGUGUUCCAGGGGUCCCAGGUUCAUGUUCUGGUUGUGUUCCAGGGGUCCCAGGUUCAUGUUGUGUUCCAGGGGUCCCAGGUUCAUGUUGUGUUCCAGGGGUCCCAGGUUCAUGUUGUGUUCCAGGGGUCCCAGGUUCAUGUUGUGUUCCAGGGGUCCCAGGUUCAUGUUGUGUUCCAGGGGACCCAGGUUCAUGUUCUGGUUGUGUUCCAGGGGUCCCAGGUUCAUGUUCUGGUUGUGUUCCAGGGGUCCCAGGUUCAUGUUGUGUUCCAGGGGUCCCAGGUUCAUGUUGUGGUUGUGUUCCAGGGGUCCCAGGUUCAUGUUGUGUUCCAGGGGUCCCAGGUUCAUGUUGUGUUCCAGGGGGGUCCCAGGUUCAGGAUGAGGCAGAGAGCAAUAGAUCCUCUCAGACUGUCACUGUGGAGGAACGAACAGCUACGCCCUCCCUCUGGUGUCAACCCUAACCCUCGUUACAUCACCAUCCGGCCUCACACCUCUAUACCUCGACCUACCAUCCACCCAGACACCUCUCUACCCAGAGACAGGACCCCCACACCAGCUCACACCUCUAUACCUCGACUUACCAUCCGCCCAGACACCUCUCUACCCAGAGACAGGACCCCCACACCAGCUCACACCUCUAUACCUCGACUUACCAUCCGCCCAGACACCUCUCUACCCAGAGACAGGACCCACACACCAGCUCACACCUCUAUACCUCGACUUACCAUCCGCCCAGACACCUCUCUACCCAGAGACAGGACCCCCACACCAGCUCACACCUCUAUACCUCGACUUACCAUCCGCCCAGACACCUCUCUACCCAGAGACAGGAUCCCCACACCAGCUCACACAAAGACAGGUUAUGCCAGCAGCAGUCCUGUUGUUGGGACCAGGAGGAGGGAGAGGAUGUUACAGGGUCUAUGUGUGGACUCACAGGCCGGGUUCUACUUCACACGUUACUGUGAACGCUCUGGAAACCCGCUGUGGGAGAAUGCCGUCCACUUCUGGUGUGAUCUGCAGCAGUACCACCAGCUCUUCUACCAAGAUGGGCUGGAUCCCUACAGGGUACAGAGACAGGCUCAUUUGCUGUAUUCAACCUACGUGUGCAGUGCUGCCCGUAGUAGCAUUGGGGCGGAGGAGGAGAGCAGAGAGAGGGUCUAUACCUGUCUCACUCCCCCGUUUGAGGAGCUGUUUGACUGGGUGGAGGAACACACUCUGACCCUCCUCCUGGAGCCCUGGACACUGCUCACCACCAGGGACACGGACGCCUUCCAGAAGGUGGCCGUACGGGAGGAGACUCGCCAGGUGGAGUCAGAGCAGUACAGAGAACUGAAGACACUGUACGAGGAGGCUGUACACGGACUGGAACAGCAGGCUGUGGCCCAGGCCUGCAGGCCCCCUCCUCCACCACUAGAGGUCCCCAGGUCUCCAGCUCUGUGGUCUGCCGUCCCAGAGAGGUACAGAGGGUACAGGUUGGGCUCUCUGCUAGGACACCGCAUGGAGCUACAACACUUCACAUCCUUCCUACAGGACAACACCGCCAGUAUACACCUGGCUUGCUGGCAGGACAUAGAGAACUACAGGAGAACCCCCCAUAAAGACAAGGCCCAGAGAGAGGACAAGUCUAGACUCAUUAAGGACAAAUACCUCAACAGGAAAUACUUCUUUGGGCCUGACAGUCCUGCCACCAGACAACAACAGGAUGAGGUGAUGCGUCUGGCGGGUGGCUGGGGCAGACUGCUUCAUGACCGUCUGUGUGCUCCUGUCCUGGUGAACAUUCAGAGCAUCAUCAGGAACCACAUAGAAACAAGAUGGCUGCCUGUCUUCCUGACUACGUCGGCGUUCAAUGAGAGACAGCAGCAGAGAGUCAGGCCUCGGGGUGAAGACGAGGUGGUGGACCAGGUCUACCAGCGACACAGGAACAAGAGAGAGGUGUGGAAGCAGGUGAAGGGGACGUGGAUGACCUCUGCAGGGGAGAUCCUGGCUCUCCGGAGGGCCCUGCUCAACCCCGUCACAUGUCAUCAGUUCCGGCGCUUCGUCUCUCUGAAGGGAGACUUCCUGGAGAAUGACAUCGUGUUCUGGCUGGAGGUCCAGAGGUACAAGGACCUGUGUCAUUCCCACUGUUUGGAGGCUGUAGUCCAGGACAAGGUGUCCACCAUCAUCAGCUGUUUCAUCCAGUCCUCCGUCCCCCCGGCCCUGCAGAUAGACAUCCCCCCAGAGCAGGCAUCACACAUCCUGGAGAGGAGGAGGGAGAUGGGGCCCUACGUCUUCAGAGAGGCUCAGAUGUGUGUGUUCAGUGAGCUACUGAAGCUGUGGCCAGAGUUCCUGUCGUUCAGCAGCGGUGUGCAAGAGGAGGAGGUGUUGUCGAUGUUGCAGAACAGCGUGAACAAACAGAGUGCUAAACUGCAGCGCCGCAGGAGGAGAGAGGAGGAAGUGGAGAGGAGAGCCCAGGAGGAAGUGGAGAGGAGAGCCCAGGAGGAAGUGGAGAGGUUUCCAGAGGAGGAGGAGAAACACAGAGGACAACAGGAGAGCAGAGAGCUGCUUUACCCGAGCCAACAGUUGUCUUGGUCCUACUCUAAAUACCUGGUCGCCCUGGAAAGAGAGGAGGUGCUGCUGAGGAGACAGGCCCAGCUGGAACUCACCUCCUCCACUGGGACAGACUCGUCCUCUGCCCACAGUCUGAAGUCAGAGGGCAGCAGACACUCCUGACAGAGCCGACACCAGGCCCAGCGGACCUCUAUCGUCUCCCCCAGGACAGAACCAACACCAGGCCCAGCGGACCUCUAUCGUCUCCCCCAG
Molecule: messenger RNA, 4114 nt
Organism: Salvelinus fontinalis (brook trout)
Lineage: Eukaryota; Metazoa; Chordata; Actinopteri; Salmoniformes; Salmonidae
Product: regulator of G-protein signaling 22-like
Exons: 22
Coding region: 122-4024 (1300 amino acids)
Biological process (GO): regulation of signal transduction
Molecular function (GO): G-protein alpha-subunit binding
Source: RefSeq, a predicted model, not a curated record